AUGAUAGGCUUCGGCUCUGAUGGUGCCAGUGUGAUGGUUGGGCGACACAACUCGGUUUCAAGCAGAUUAAAAGAAGCUUGUCCUGGCAUCGUCACCAUCAAUUGCAUUUGCCACUCCUUGCACAUUUGUGCAAACGAAGCUUGCAAAUGCCUUCCACGACAUGUAGAAGACCUUGCACGAAAUAUUUACACUUUCAUCAAUGAUAGCUCCAAGAGAAUAAGCCAAUUUCAACAAUUUCAAAACUUUGUUGGCGUGAAAAUACAUAAAAUGUUACACCCAUCCCAGACGCGGUGGCUGUCUCUACAGGAGGUCGUCGACAGAAUUGUGGAACAGUGGGAUGCUCUUAAACUUUUUUUCACAGACAGAUUGAAAACAGCUACUGUGGGAGGUUUGGUUCAGGCAUCUGAGUACAUCAAAAGCCAUGGAGGCUGCAUCAACUUUGCACCAACUAGUGAAAUGCGUGCUCUUAUGGCUAAUGCUAAUUUCCAAGUAUCAGAAGAACGGGAUUUUGCAGGAACACUUGGUGUAGUACAGACUCAAGGAAUCUAUUAA
Messenger RNA from Nezara viridula (southern green stink bug), 552 nucleotides. NCBI's taxonomy places the organism in Eukaryota, Metazoa, Arthropoda, Insecta, Hemiptera, Pentatomidae. The record is from the annotation of a GenBank genome assembly.